This is a messenger RNA of Suhomyces tanzawaensis NRRL Y-17324, 2349 nucleotides long. RefSeq lists its product as uncharacterized. Gene Ontology annotation, molecular function: protein kinase activity; ATP binding. Bases 32 to 2230 code for a protein of 732 amino acids. The record is from RefSeq and is a predicted model, not a curated record. Gene Ontology annotation, biological process: protein phosphorylation. The transcript is spliced from 2 exons. NCBI's taxonomy places the organism in Eukaryota, Fungi, Ascomycota, Pichiomycetes, Serinales, Debaryomycetaceae.
CGCGGACAUCCGAUGUGUACUGGCCUAGAACAUGACUUUGAUGCUGAAUUUCAAAAAACUUUUCGUUUCCACAGCCCAUGACGGCUCCGACCGUGUGGCAGACCCCAAGAACGCCUCUAUCAACACCCCCCAACCCUCGCUUUCUCCCGCCAAACUCCCGGUCGCAAACCCCGAAAUCACCGAGCCCUUGUCAACCAAAACCUCACCACUGCCUCCUCCCGCCUACGCAAACCCCGUGUUCUCGCUCAACGGCUCGUUGAACGAUAACUACCCCGACCUUCCGCCGUCUUACCGGCUCAUCUGCCUCCUCGGUGAAGGCGCAUUCUCCACCGUGUACAAGGCCAUCGACACCUCGCACGAUGAUGCUACUGUGGCCAUCAAAAUAAUCUCCAAGGACCAUCUCUCGGCUAAGCAGUUGAACAACAUCAAAAACGAGAUCCACAUCAUGCAAAAACUGGGCAAACACCAUCCCAACAUCCUCAAGCUCCUUCAUUACAUCGAUACUCCUCAUCACUGUUUUCUUAUUCUUGAAUACUGCAACGGUGGCGAGAUCUUCAACAAGAUCAUUGAGUACACCUACUUCUCGGAACAGUUGUCCAGACAUGUCUUCAAACAGCUUCUUUCGGCAAUAGAGUACCUUCAUAACCACAAUAUAGUGCACAGGGACAUCAAACCUGAGAACUUGCUUUUCAACCAGAUCCCCUACAUGCCACGGUCAACCCAAGCAUUCAAAGAUGCCCUCCGGAAAUCGGAUGACUCUACCAAGAUUGACGAAGGUGCAUUCAAACCAAACCAUGGAGGUGGAACCAUUGGUAUUAUCAAGCUUGCUGACUUUGGUUUGGCUAAACAGUUACCAUCCGCAUCUUCAUUUUCUGUCCACCAGAACUUGAAAACUCCUUGUGGUACAGCUGGAUACACAGCUCCUGAAGUCAUCACUUGCAACACUGCAUCUCCCACUGACAUUAAUGGUGGUGUUUCUUCCUUCUCUUUGAGAAAGAAGACCUUCCCAAACAAGAUUUCCCGUAAGAAUUACUAUUCUAAAGCGGUCGAUAUUUGGUCACUUGGGUGCUUUUUGUACACCAUUCUUUGCGGGUUUCCUCCAUUCUACGAUGAAGACCCCAACCAGUUGACUCACAAGAUAUUGAAUGGUGAUUUUGAGUAUCUCAAACCAUGGUGGGAUGAAGUUUCCGAUGAUGCCAAAGAUCUUAUUUCUCAAAUGAUCAAUACUGAUCCAGAGACCAGAAUUUCAAUUGAUGAGAUCUGGCAACACCCUUGGGUAAAGGAAGUUUCCAAUGAUCAAAGUGGUAAUUAUUUCGGCGAAGCUUACCAUGAAUAUGAAGUUCACGAAUUAGAUCCAUUUUCAAAGGACAAUGACGUUGAGCACGUCGAGUUCGCCCUCAAGUCAAACUCACAUUCACCUUUGCAUUUGCAUCCAAGCAUUCCUCCUACUGACAACUCAUUCUUUGGUACAUGCGGACCAUCUGCCCAACCAUUGCCAUCGCCUCGUGCUGAAGCAAUCAAAAGAGUAUUUGACAACCCUGCCAUGAUUGGCACAAGAGCCGCAGUUUCGGUAUCUGGUGUUGAUGUUGCCGGUGAGUUAGUUUCCAGCGGAGAGGACUUUUCUGCUAAACAUAAAUCGUCGGUGGUCCAAUUUAUUGAGAACAUCGAAGAGAGAUCGCAUGAUGAAGAUGAUACUGAAGACAGUGAUAUCACUUCUUUCUCGUCCUCGUCCGAUGACCAUUUUGUUGCCAAGAGAGGGAUGAACAGGAUCAAAAACAUCCCCAGGACGCCAAAUCCUACAAAGGAUCAACUAAACAAAUUGAAUUUCAAAGACGUUUUCAAGAUCAACAGCAACUAUACGUCUUCGUCACAAGACGACGAGAACGAAGAUUCAGAGAAGGAUGAUCAAAUUACUAGUCUUGAAACAACAAAUUCAAGGAGAAAGAAUUCAUCUAAAACAAAAGUAGCAGGCAUAUUUUCUCAUGACGAGGAUGCUGAUUUGUCUUCCACCAAUUCUUUAACCGACGGCGAAGAAGAAGAGGACUACCAGACACGCUCGUCCUCCAUAAUUUCUGGUAUCAAUGGGGAUUUCAAGUUUACAUUGAAUUUGAAUGAAUCAAACUUAUUAUCUAGAAGAAGGUCUUCUACUAUUUCGAAGAGCUUGAAAAAGACUCAGUCGAAUAACUCACCCUCCCUCCCACAUGGGAAUCUAACAUCAACCAUUGGAUAGACAUGGUCAUAUGCUGCCUUGGAUUAGGUAUUAGGAGCAUCAAGGAUAUUUCAUUUAGUUCAGGCUGGAUUUAUUAUUAGUGUAUAUUGUUAUGAACGUAAGCAACAUUAAAAAGUGAC